CUCCCGGUCCGAAUUAAAAGCUGAAAGCCCUCUUAUCUUUGCCUCCGGCUGUGAUUAGAGGUUGGCCCAACUGCGACAUCGCCGGGGCAGCAAACAAUCGCGACUUGAGAUUCUCGGUAGAGUGGCACAAAGAAUUCUGUACCAGCAAUGAGAUGUCGCCCCUUCUGCGUUCUUUGUGCAUCCAUUCAGUGCUCCUGGUACUAUUCCUCUGUGUUCUGCAAGCCUUUGAACUGCAACUUCACGAGCAGCAGCUACAGCAGCAAAAGGAUGAGCAGCUGCGUCUGCGCGAGGAGCAGCGCCAGCGGGACUUGCAGCGGGAACAGGAAGCUCUCCAACGCCGACUUUCGUCCUCGACAACCACCCGGAAACCAUACAUAAUACCAAAUGGAUUAUCACUGCCCCGGAGAGGAGAACAUCCGGAGAAGUGCUACCGCGAAGUGCCGGCCGUGUUUUUCCAAUACGAGAAGGAGGUUAAGAUUGUAGGUAAUAGCACAACCGAUCGGAAUUUUAACGUUAUCGAGGUGUGCUGCAAGGGAUGGCGACGUUACGAGUACGAUUGGAGCCAGUGCGUCCCGGACUGUGGAGAACGGUGCCAGGAGAAUGGUUUUUGUCUGGCGGGCGGCAAGUGUCAGUGCUUUGCGGACUUUGUGCUCAACUACCGGAACAACUGUGUAGCCACCUGUCCGUUGGGAUGUCUACAUGGCCAAUGUUACCUGAACGGCACUUGCCGUUGCGAUCCAGGCUACGAACUAGACGGAUCCCGCAAGUUCUGUCAGCCGCAAUGCAACACCACCUGUGGCCACAACGAAGUCUGCUCGGAACCCGGAAAGUGCACAUGUGCCGAAGGAUAUGCCCGCGGACUGAGAGAAUCCGCAUCACUCGGCUGCCAGCCAAUUUGCAUUCCUGACUGUGGAUAUGGCCACUGUGUACGGCCAAACCAAUGCGAGUGUUUCCCAGGAUUUAAGAAACGCCUAAACGGCAUCUCCUGUGAAAGUGAGUGUUAUCGGCGCUGCGAGAAUGGUUUCUGUGCGAACAUGACGACGUGCGUGUGUCAGAAUGGAUAUCGCUACGACCAGAAUACGACGAGCUGUUUGCCGGAUUGCGGGGACAGCUGCGAUAACGGAAUUUGCAUCUCGCCGGGUAACUGUCGUUGCUUCAAGGGUUAUGUUCGGAAUCGUGAGCGAUGCGACGCGGUCUGCAUUGGAGGAUGUGGCUUCUAUGGCAAAUGUAUAGCUCCCAAUGUUUGUGGAUGCGCCGUGGUACCAGGUCCAGAUCGAACGUAUCAGCGUUGCGAGAAUGGAGUGUGCAACUCCAUCGGAAGAUGCCGUUGCCAGGCCGGCAUGACGAGAUUCAUUGACAAGUGCAUGUCUCCGGAUGCGGUAACCACUUAUGCCUCCAUGAAUCCCGUCAGGGUAAACGCCUCACUGGUCGAGGAGUUUAAUCUGUUGAUCGGCAGGCACUUUAAUUUCAGCACUGUCAGCGAUAUGUGGUGGCUGUGAGAUAACGUUUUCAGUUCUCCGCACUGAAAUUCUCUCAAAUUUUAAGGGCCACUAAAAAAAAACCAAUAAAUAAUCAUAAUUUUUUCAA
Molecule: messenger RNA, 1587 nt
Organism: Drosophila eugracilis
Lineage: Eukaryota; Metazoa; Arthropoda; Insecta; Diptera; Drosophilidae
Product: von Willebrand factor D and EGF domain-containing protein
Exons: 3
Coding region: 153-1499 (448 amino acids)
Source: RefSeq, a predicted model, not a curated record